AUGAUUGCUCGGCCAUCUGGCUUACCGGCUUGCGAGACCGUACAGCUAUUUCUACGAAACAAAUACGAUGAAACGGAGAAUCGUCUCGGACAUGCCCAAGUCCUUCAGCUCCUAAAGUUCUGUUUCAGGACGUACUUCACGUUUGACGGAACAAUCUACGAGCAAGUGAAGGGAACACCAUUGGGCUCGCCGAUUUCGGGAUACAUCGCCGAGGCGGUGCUAAAGCGGUUGGAGUCGCUGGUCUUCCAACUCCACAGACCGAAAUUCUGGGCUCGGUAUGUGGACGAUACCUUCGUCGUCAUCGAACGGGAUCAGGUGCUAACGUUCAAAGAACGUCUCAACAGCGUCUUCCCGGACAUAAAAUUUACGAUGGAGGAGGAAGAGAAUAACCAGCUGGCAUUCCUUGAUGUCCUCGUCUGUCGCAAAUAUUGUGGUGGCCUAAAGACCAAAGUGUUCAGAAAAGCAACGAACACGACGCAAAUUCUGAAUUUCAACAGUAACCACCCAAUCAGCCACAAACGCAGUUGCGUAAGGACGCUAUUUCGGCGUGUUGAGACGCACUGCAGUGAACCGGAAGACAAGGUUGCCGAAUUCCAAUAUCUUCGACGGGUUUUCCGAGAAAACGGUUACCCGCGCAACUUCGUCAACCAGUGCCUGCGCAAACGAGACGAGCGACAAGAUCGCGCCGAUCCCAAAUUCUGGCGAGCGAUUCCGUACAUCAAGAACGUCUCCGAGGUCGUUAGUCACCUUCUUGCACCACUUGGGGUUGGAGUUGGGCACAGACCGGAGGCCACCAUGAGGCGUCAAGUGAUGAGACCAAAAGACUCACUGCCACGGCAAGAAACAUCUGGAGUCGUUUACCGGAUCUGGUGCAGUUGCGGACAAAGCAACUACGUCGUAGAAACUGGAAGACUGCCCCGGACGCGAAUCGCCGAACACGUGGCAGCUAUACGGUGA
Messenger RNA from Spirometra erinaceieuropaei, 957 nucleotides. NCBI's taxonomy places the organism in Eukaryota, Metazoa, Platyhelminthes, Cestoda, Diphyllobothriidea, Diphyllobothriidae. The record is from the annotation of a GenBank genome assembly.